Molecule: messenger RNA, 5647 nt
Organism: Sorex araneus (European shrew)
Lineage: Eukaryota; Metazoa; Chordata; Mammalia; Eulipotyphla; Soricidae
Gene: ASXL1
Product: ASXL transcriptional regulator 1
Exons: 12
Coding region: 87-4688 (1533 amino acids)
Biological process (GO): animal organ morphogenesis; positive regulation of transcription by RNA polymerase II
Cellular component (GO): PR-DUB complex
Molecular function (GO): DNA binding; peroxisome proliferator activated receptor binding; chromatin binding
Source: RefSeq, a predicted model, not a curated record
CGCCGCCUCAGCCCCAGCCCCGGGCCGCCGCCGCCCCAGCCGCCCGCGCCGCCCGGAGGUCCCGCGUGGAGCCGCCGCCGCCGAGGAUGAAGGACAAACAGAAGAGGAAGAAGGAGCGCACGUGGGCCGAGGCCGCGCGCCUGGUACUAGAGAACUACUCGGACGCUCCAAUGACGCCAAAACAGAUUCUGCAGGUCAUAGAGGCAGAAGGACUAAAGGAAAUGAGCGGGACGUCCCCUCUUGCGUGUCUCAAUGCCAUGCUGCAUUCCAAUUCAAGAGGAGGCGAAGGACUGUUUUAUAAACUGCCUGGCCGAAUUAGCCUUUUCACACUAAAGAAGGAUGCCUUGCAGUGGUCUCGCAAUGCAGCUGCUGUGGAAGGAGAAGAGCCAGAGGACACAGCUGAUGUGGAGAGCUGUGGGUCUAAUGAAGCCAGUGCUGUGAGUGGUGAUAAUGACGUAUCUCUCGAUGAAACAUCUUCAAAUGCGUCCUGUUCUGCAGAGUCUCAGAGUCGGCCUCUUUCUAAUCCCAGAGAUAGCUACAGAGCUUCCUCACAGGCUAACAAGCAAAAGAAAAAGACGGGGGUGAUGCUGCCUCGCGUUGUCCUUACUCCUCUGAAGGUAAACGGGGCCCACGUGGAAUCGGCCUCAGGGUUCUCAGGCCGCCACGCCGAUGGCGAGAGCGGCAGCCCGUCCAGCAGCAGCAGCGGCUCUCUGGCCCUGGGCAGCGCUGCUAUUCGUGGCCAGGCCGAGGUCACCCGGGACCCUGCCCCGCUCCUGAGAGGCUUCCGGAAGCCAGCCACAGGUCAGAUGAAGCGCAACCGAGGGGAAGAGAUAGAUUUUGAGACACCUGGGUCCAUUCUUGUCAACACCAACCUCCGGGCCCUGAUAAAUUCGCGGACCUUCCAUGCCCUGCCUUCCCAUUUCCAGCAGCAGCUUCUGUUCCUUCUGCCUGAGGUGGACAGACAGGUGGGGACAGAUGGCCUGUUGCGUCUCAGUAGCAGUGCGCUGAAUAAUGAGUUUUUCACCCAUGCAGCUCAGAGCUGGCGAGAACGCUUGGCUGAUGGUGAAUUUACUCAUGAGAUGCAAGUAAGGAUACGACAGGAAAUGGAGAAGGAAAAGAAGGUGGAGCAAUGGAAAGAAAAGUUCUUUGAAGACUACUAUGGACAGAAAUUGGGGCUGACCAAAGAAGAGUCAUUGCAGCAGCAUGUGGGCCAGGAGGAUACUGAGAUCAAGAGUGAUUUGCAUAUCCCUGGAGAAUCAGCACGGCCACAGCGCGGACCAGCCACCCGGCAGCGAGAUGGGCAUUUCAAGAAACGCUCUCGGCCAGAUCUUCGGACCAGAACCAGAAGGAAUCUGUAUAAAAAGCAGGAGCCAGAACAAGCAGGGGUUGCGAAAGACACACAGUGUCUGGUACCAGCCGCGCCCCUCUACAAGGAUGGAGAGACUAAAACUGACUCGGCCGGUUCGAGCAGUCCCCACCUGCCUGAUGCAUCCUCUGCAGUACCCAAACCAGAGGGAUCCGAAUUUCCUGCCAAACCUGUGGCUUCCUGGAUCCAGACCAAUUCGGACGACCUGGUGCGCGCAGCCUCUGCGACUCUGGACAGAAUUCCCAGCUUGCCUCAGGAGACGGUGGAUCAGGAGCCCAAGGAUCAGAAGAGGAAGUCCUUUGAGCAGGCAGCCUCUGCGUCCUUUCCCGAAAAGAAGCCCCGGCUUGAAGAUCGUCAGUCCUUUCGUAACACAAUUGAAAGUGUUCACCCCGAAAAGCCACAGCCCACCAAAGAGGAGCCCAAAGUCCCGCCCAUCCGGAUUCAACUUUCACGUAUCAAACCACCCUGGGUGGUUAAAGGUCAGCCCGCUUACCAGAUAUGCCCCCGAAUUGUCCCCGUCACAGAGUCUUCCUGCAGGGGCUGGACAGGGGCCAGGACCCUCGCAGACAUUAAAGCCCGUGCUCUGCAGGUCCGAGGGGCGAGAGGCCACCACUGCCGAGAGGCGGCCACCACUGCCAUCGGAGGGGGGGGUGGCCCGGGUGGAGGUGGCGGCGGGCCCACCGACGAGGGAGGUGGCAGAGACAGCGGUGGUGAUGGUGGUGAGACCUGUGGCCACCCUGAGCCUGGGGGAGGCCCGAGCCCCCCUGGAGAGUGUGCGCCAGAUCUACAGCGAACACAACUACUGCCGCCUUGUCCUCUGAGCGGGGCAUGCACUCAGGCCCGAGCUGCCGUCUCCAGAGCCGAGGAGGAGGGCCAGGCUCCUCUCCGAACAGAGGAGAGCUGUGUGCUGCAGAGGGGUCCUGAGGGCCUGGCGAGCGGGUUGGAAGAGGUCUCCCAGCUCCCCAUUGCUCCGACCGGGGACCAGCCAUGCCAGGCUUUGCCCCUAAUGUCCUCGAAAACCUCAGCCCCUGAGCGAGGAGCUGAGCAGCCGCCGUUGAGUUUAGAUGUGAGAACUGAGUGUGGGUCUGGUGACACUCCUUGGGGAAAGGAUGAUGAUCAAGAACCUCCUGAUUCCCCGGAGAGAAGUCUUGCUCCACCUGCCGAGGGGGGCGUGAUGUUAGAGGAAGCGGGCCCUGCUCUGGACGAGAGCUGUCUCCCUGUGGGGAAGGAGUCUGAGACCUCCACUUCCGCCUCUGGGGCGUCAUUGGCUGGUUGCCUGCAGGACAGACAAGUUGAUGACGAGUUAGGACUUGGUGACUCAUGCCCACCCACGAGGGAAAGUGCUACUAGACGAGAAAACUUGAAACCUGAGGAUCUCUUCUCCGCUGGUGCUGCUCCUUGGAUGCCGGGCCUGUCAGGCGACAGGGCGGUGGGACAGCCUCCACCCCCCUGUGGAGAAAACCUCUCAUCUGUGGUGCCUCUGGUCAUAGAAGAGCAGGACAAGGCCGAGCCCCUCGCUCCUGCGCUGCCUUCGGGGCUGGCGACCCAGAAGGCUGCCGCUGUCCUUGACGGGUUUCCUCGGCUCUGGACAGUGCAGUCCAUGGAUGGUGCUGACGGCGCUGGCAGUGAGGACAAGCAGGCGGGAGUCGAAAGGCUUAAGAUCAGCCUUUCCCAGAACCCCGAAGCACUGAGUCCUCAUGGCGAGUCGACAGACACAGCCUCCGACUGUGACGGGCACCUCUCCGAGGACAGCAGUGACUCCAACCCUAGUGGAUCCCCGGGGGCAAAGGGCUCCCCGGUGGCAGACGAGGGUGAGAAUCAGGAUUGGGACCGAUCUGACUCACUGGCUAAGGUGAAAAGUGAUCCAGGUCUGGUUUCCCGGACUGAUGGGCUGGCUGCUCCUCAGAGCUGGGUGUCGCGUAUAUGUGCCAUGCCUCCCAGGAUCCCCGACUCCCUGCUCUUAGCCAGCACUGAGGACCAGCUGAGGCCCGUUUCCCGGGGCAGGCCGGGGUCCUCAGUGGAGGCCUCUAGUCCACUCGUGAUGCAGUUGCUGCAGGGCAGCCUGCCCUUAGAGAAGGUUCUUCCUCCAGUCCAUGCUGGCAGCAGUCCUGAAUCCCCACAACUCAAACUCAGAAAAGAGCAGGGCUCCCUGGAAUUGGGGUCUUUGCGGGAUCCCAAGGAAACUAGCUGUGAAGUUGACAGGAGUGGCCCCGGUUCUCUCAGAGCUCCGCAGGCGCCUCUUGUACCUGAGAGCUGCGAAGCGGGUGCCGAGCUCGCUGAGCCAGAGGCCACCCGGGCUCCGCCAGCGCCCCAGAUGCCUCCUAAGACAGUCCCAAAUUUAGGCGCCCCGUACACAGUGACACAUCCAGCAACCGCCUCAGGGAGACUUGCAGUGGAUUCCAAAGAGCAGUUCCCUUCCUUUAGUUCAGAAGAUCAGGAGGACGCUCGGGACCCGGCCCAGUGCAGUGUUCCGAAUGCCGCCCCAAGCAAAAGUCCAGGCUCUCUUACUACCUCGACAGCUCCUCGUCUCUCAUCUCCACAUGUCAUGUCAGAUCCUGGUCAGACAGCUGGGCCCCUGCGUGAGCACAGCAGUGCUGGAGGCCAAGGGAAGAAGCUCUUCGGCUCUCGGAGCGUGUCUGCAGCCCUUCAGUGUCCCCGGCCCCCGGAGCCUGCGCUGCUCCCCUCUGAUGCCCCCGGCAGGAAGUUGGGGCCGAGCAAAAACCCUGCAUCUGGUGGGGUACAGACUGCCAGGGAGGAGCGGGCGCCGAAGCCACCACCUGCCUCUGUUAACAGCAUCAAAAGUGAGAAGACUUUCGUGGGGGGCCUCCUCAAGGCGAAUGCAGAGAACAGAAACGCUGCUGGGCCUGGCCCCCGGGAGCUGCUAGAUGACCUGCACGGGGUGCCCUUUGUCCUCGACCUCCCUUUCUGGAAAUUACCCCGAGAGCCUGGGAAAGGGCUCAGCCAGCCCUUAGAGCCUUCCUCCAUCCCCUCCCAGCUCAACAUCAAGCAGGCGUUUUAUGGGAAGCUUUCCAAAUUCCAGCUCAGUUCCACCAGCUUUAAUUACCCCUCCAGCUCUCCCACCUUUCCCAAAGGCCUUGCCGGGAGUGUGGUACAGCUGAGCCACAAAGCACACUUCGGGGCGAGCCACACUGCAUCCCUUUCCCUGCAGAUGUUCACCGACAGCAGCACAGUGGAGAGCAUCUCCCUCCAGUGUGCCUGCAGUCUGAAAGCCAUGAUCAUGUGCCAGGGCUGUGGUGCGUUCUGUCACGAUGACUGUAUUGGACCCUCAAAGCUCUGUGUAUUGUGCCUUGUGGUGAGAUAAUAAAUUAUGGCCAUGGGAAAAGUUGUAUAUUUAGUGUGUGUAUUUUGAUAAUGAUCACCCUUAAAGCUGUAUACAAAAUAUCAUUGAUCUAAAUGAGACCGUCUUUCUAGGCAAGAGCUCUCUUGCCGCACCUGAAAACUUAACAGUGCUCCAGCCCCUCUGUCACUUACCAAACCCCCUGGUCUCGCUGGAUGGGCUGCCCAUGGCCCUCCUGCUUGCCCAGCUCUCGCUCUCUCAGAGCCUGGUGUGAUGAGGGAGCCCACCCGGACUCAGAUGGACUUGACGCUGAAGCGAGACGGUUGUGUUCUCCCCCGAGGGCACAGACCUACCCGAACUGAGUAGACACGUUAGUCUUCCACUGCCCCCUCCCUGCCAUCAGCUUCCCGCUUCUCUGGCGAUCUGGCGGUUGGGGAAGAAGCCAGCACAGGGUUCCACCUCCCAGCAGAGCCCACAGGGCUGAAGCGCUCGCUGACCUCAGGGUCACAGUUUGGUCACUGGCCAGUUCACGGAACCAGUCUGACGUUUGGUUCUGUUGCUGCAGCAAAUUCGGAGCUUAACAGUUUCAGUACAAUCCAUUGGCCGACAGGAGCUUUUGGGACCUUGAAUAGACCUGCUAACCCGUCUCCAGGGAAUGCCAUUUGCAGACCACGAGUCAGCUACCCAAACGGCAGGUGGAUUCUGCUCGACACCCUUCCCGUCACUUUGGACUCUCAUCAGAGUGGGCAUCUCCAUACGCCUGUGUAUGUGAAAGUCAUUUUACAUUUCAGAACAGUGUGUGUUUCUUAUUUUUAUAUUUUUAACUCUUUAUCCUUGGAUGUAUAAAGUGAACUUUUGGGCUUCUGUAAGUAUGCUCUAUGCACCUCUAAUGUUUUAUCAUGUAUUUAUAUGUUGUACACAGUACUGGCCAAUUCUGUAAAUGGAUGUAUUGUACAGAGAACACGACCGUCUCCCUCCGUUUA